ACAACACAUAGCGCUCUCUCACUCUCUUUCUCAUUCUUCAAACACACAGUCUAGUUCUGUAAGUAGGUGUAUAUACAUAAGAUAAAUAGCAUGGCAAAGGAGGUUGAGGCAGCGGAGCGAGGCGAGUUCUCGGCCAAGGACUACCAGGACCCGCCACCGGCUCCGUUGAUCGAUCCCGAGGAGCUCACCAAAUGGUCAUUCUACCGUGCUCUCAUCGCCGAGUUCAUCGCCACCCUUCUCUUUCUCUACAUCACCGUCUUGACCGUCAUCGGCUACAAGAGCCAGACAGACCCCACCAAGAAUACCGACCAGUGUGGAGGCGUUGGAAUCCUCGGUAUCGCCUGGGCCUUUGGUGGCAUGAUCUUCGUCCUCGUUUACUGCACCGCCGGUAUCUCCGGAGGACACAUUAACCCGGCAGUGACGUUUGGGUUGUUCUUGGCACGGAAAGUGUCGCUGAUCCGAGCAGUUAUGUAUAUGGUAGCACAGUGCUUGGGUGCAAUCUGCGGCGUGGGGUUGGUGAAAGCGUUCCAAAAGACAUACUAUGUGACGUACGGUGGUGGGGCCAACGAGCUGGCUGCUGGAUACAGCAAGGGCGUUGGAUUGGCUGCUGAGAUCAUCGGCACCUUUGUUUUGGUCUACACUGUUUUCUCAGCCACUGAUCCCAAGAGGAACGCAAGAGACUGCCAUGUUCCCGUAUUGGCUCCCCUGCCCAUCGGAUUUGCUGUGUUCAUGGUUCACCUAGCCACCAUCCCAAUCACAGGCACUGGUAUCAAUCCUGCUAGAAGUUUUGGAGCUGCUGUGAUCUACAACAAAAGCAAGGCUUGGGAUGAUCAUUGGAUAUUCUGGGUUGGACCUUUCAUUGGAGCUGCCAUUGCUGCAUUCUACCACCAAUUCAUUCUAAGAGCAGCUGCCAUUAAGGCUCUGGGAUCCUUCAGGAGCAAUGCCUAAGUAAUUAUACAUAUGUAUGUAUACAUGUAUGUAUCUGUUGAUGGUUCUAAAGAGAUGGAAAUGAAGUUUCCAAAAGGAAUAACAAUGGAGUGAAUGUUGUCUACAAAAGUACCCUUGGGGAAGGGUUUUGUUCUAGAACAAAUUGGAGGGCCAUGGAAUUGUAGAUAAAAUUUACUUUGUGAAAUGGGUGUCUUUUGUAUCAACAAUCUCUCAUGUUGUUUCUUCUUUAAAUCUUGCUUUGGGAUGUACUUGUGUGGUGUUUUAACUUAUUUCCUCUCUUCUUUUUUCAUCA
Messenger RNA from Cornus florida, 1240 nucleotides. Its product is annotated as probable aquaporin PIP2-2. The record is from RefSeq and is a predicted model, not a curated record. Gene Ontology annotation, cellular component: plasma membrane. The coding region runs from base 91 to 948 and encodes 285 amino acids. The transcript is spliced from 4 exons. Gene Ontology annotation, biological process: transmembrane transport. Lineage: Eukaryota; Viridiplantae; Streptophyta; Magnoliopsida; Cornales; Cornaceae. Gene Ontology annotation, molecular function: water channel activity.